UGCGGCGGGCGGCUCUGAAGAGGCGCCUGCGGGUCCUCCCGCGGGGCUGGGGCCUCCCAAGCCGGGUUGGGCGCGCCCAGUCCCCGCCCGGGUCCGAGCUGUCAGCCUCUCCAAGACGCGCCCUGGAGGAGCCGGGACUCGCUUAGCGCGGGGUCCAGCCGGUGCCGGUGUCCAGCUGCCAACUUUCUGUCUGGAUCUGGCUCCUCAUUUCUCAGGUCUCCUCGGACCGAAGCCCUCGGAAGGUAUGUGACAGCCAUGCCUGUGGACACGCUGACUCCCGGAGCCCGGGACGCCCCCGCCCCACCUUUCCGCCUGCGGACCAAGGUUCCCGGCUACCUGCUACGGCGGCCAGCAGACGGUGGAGUCCGGAAACCUAGUGCCGUGGAGCGCCUGGAGGCCGACAAGGCCAAGUAUGUCAAGAGCCUGCAUGUGGCCAACACGCGUCAGGAACCUGUGCAGCCCCUGCUGUCCAAACAGCCACUCUUCAGCCCCGGGACUCGCCGCACAGUGCUUACACCUAGCCGCCGAGCCCUGCCUGGCCCUGGCCGCCGGCCCCAGCUGGACCUGGACAUCCUUAGCAGCCUCAUAAACUUGUGUGAUAGUCCCGUGUCCCCUGCCGAGGCCAGCCGUACCCCCGGACGGGCAGAGGGGGCCCGCCACGCGCCUGUGGCCACCCCGCCACGUCCGCCGCCCAGUACGGCUGCGGUCCGCCGAGUGGAUGUCCGUCCGCUGCCGGCCUCACCUGCCCGGCCCGGCCCAUCGCCAGGCACUCCUGCCGCCUCCAGCCCAGCUCGGCCCCCAGGUUUGCAACGCUCCAAGUCGGACCUGAGUGAGCGCUUCUCGAGGGCAGCAGCUGACCUUGAGCGAUUUUUUAACUUCUGCGGCCUGGACCCUGAGGAGGCACGGGGGUUGGGUGUGGCCCACCUGGCCCGGGCCAGCUCGGACAUCGUGUCCCUGGCCGGGCCCAGCGCUGGGCCGGGCAGCUCCGAGGAGGGCUGCUCCCGCCGCAGUUCCGCCACCGUGGAGGAGCGCGCCCGCGAGCGCGUCCCCUACGGCGUGUCGGUGGUAGAGCGCAACGCCCGCGUGAUCAAGUGGCUGUACGGGUUGCGGCAAGCGCGGGAGACCCCAGCGGCUGAGGGCUAGGACUCCGCUGGACGGGCUUUGACAGGACAGAUCUUAGAGAGGCCUUGGCUCCUUGACUUCUCCUGCAUGCAUUCCAUGCUUUCGGGCAGACCAGAGGCUGCUGCCUUGUGUGAACUGGGAUGGAGGUAAAGCUCAGAGGCUGGACCAGCAUCCACCUGGCAAGGACUGACCAUGGAGAGUUGCCUCUUGCAUUUGGACCACCCCCUACCCCUCAUGUGUAGGGUUUUUGAUGAGUGUACCCCUGCUUGGUCCCUUUCUGGGUUUGGAUUUGGGCCACUUAGCCCUCCCCACUGCGAGUGAGGGGCCAAGAGAUCUCGCCAGGCCUGUCUGCUCAGCAGUUCUGUUUCCUUCUUCCUUCCUUGGCCUCUGUCCUUUGCUGACUUCCUCUUCCUUACCCAGUGGGCCCUGGUUCCCUGGGAACUCACCCUGUUGUGGGGGCAGGGAGAAGUGGCCUGUCCCCUGUUCUUUUCUGGCCUUUGCAGCCUGGCCUAGGUGGGUAGACUUCUGGAGGGACUGGUUAGUAGUCUCUGCUGCUCUGACUUCUCUCCUCUUGGUUAAUAAACACAAAUGCUUGUUUUUCAA
Messenger RNA from Equus quagga, 1725 nucleotides. It is a transcript of the gene FAM110A, whose product is annotated as family with sequence similarity 110 member A. NCBI's taxonomy places the organism in Eukaryota, Metazoa, Chordata, Mammalia, Perissodactyla, Equidae. The transcript is spliced from 2 exons. Bases 256 to 1143 code for a protein of 295 amino acids. The record is from RefSeq and is a predicted model, not a curated record.